GGUUAGGCAACAGGAGAUUAGCUUUCGGUCUGUGGAGCAAGAGCAGGCAUUGCAUGCUGUACUUAACAGUCAGACGCCGCUUGUGGUUGUGCUUCCAACAGGCGGAGGCAAGAGCUUGCUGUUUACUGUGCCAGCGUGCAUGGACAAUGCUGGCGUUACUGUGGUUGUUGUUCUGUAUUAAGAGCUUAUUAACAACACAGUAGACCGUAUGCAGAAGUGCGGAAUCAACUGUAUUGAGUGGAAGCAUGGCGAGACUAACCUGGCUGCUGUAGUUGUGGUUAGCGCUAAUGCUGUAGGCAAUAUCACAAGCAAAGGGAACUUCUUAGGGUACGCAACUAUGCUAAGCACAAAGGGGAUGCUGCGGCAGGUGGUUGUAGACGAGUGUCAUCUUAUCUUCACAGCGAGCCACUGGCGGCAGAAGCUGGCGAAACUGAAGAAUCUGCGGUUGCUACCGUGCCCAAUAGUACUGCUCACGGCAACGCUUCCGCCAUCACGAGAGUGCGAACUGGAGGCUGGCAUGCUGGUUCGGUGUGCAACGUACGUGCGCGCUAGCACUGUCCGGCCGAACACGCGAUACUUUGUGUCGUGGUGUUAAGCCGGCAAGCUAGAGGAGACAGCGCUCGCGGUAGGCUCACGGCGGCAGUCGUCGUUGCUUGCGACAGGAGAGAAGGGCGUGGUGU
This is a messenger RNA of Lindgomyces ingoldianus, 680 nucleotides long. RefSeq lists its product as uncharacterized. The transcript has a single exon. NCBI's taxonomy places the organism in Eukaryota, Fungi, Ascomycota, Dothideomycetes, Pleosporales, Lindgomycetaceae. Bases 209 to 595 code for a protein of 128 amino acids. The record is from RefSeq and is a predicted model, not a curated record.